Molecule: messenger RNA, 393 nt
Organism: Oppiella nova
Lineage: Eukaryota; Metazoa; Arthropoda; Arachnida; Sarcoptiformes; Oppiidae
Source: the annotation of a GenBank genome assembly
AUGCGAUUUAUGUCCAAGGAGGACAUCUCAAUGUCAUCCUCAGACACCGGGGAGGACAGUGUUUUGAGGGAUCCAAAGGAGGACAACCCUCCCUACGGAGGACGUUCUGGCAUAAUAAGCAAUGCGAUGGAGAUCCGGAUGAGGACCCCCUCCUAUAUGCCGACGUCUAGCCAACAGCGAAGGAUACUUAAGCUGUUCGAGGACUGUAUCAAAUCCGGUGAAGGCUUUCGGUUCAAGAAGUCCUACUCUCCCGGCACCACAUCAUUAGAUCCCAUACCGUAUCGGUAUAUACCUGUAUAUACCGAUUACUAGAGUUAAGGCUUUUAUUGUGAUUUUUCAAUUAUAAUUUUUGUUUGCUUGUUUAGUUUUUGGUAAUUUAUAAUUAGUUUUAGC